GAAGAAGGUAAAUUCCAAUCACGUGACUACUGUUGGACCAGGAAGCCAGUCGGUUGCAUCAAAACAAAUCAAGACGAGCUUCUAGAGGCGCCGAAAAACACAUUUUCCGCUGUCAGUUAGCGUCAUAUUCGUGUCGACAUGGAGGACACACUCUUCCAGCUAAAGUUCACAUCCAAGCAGCUUGAGAGACUCUCUAAGAAGGCUGAGAAGGAGUCAGAGAAGGAGCAGGCCAAAGUCAAGAAGGCUUUGCAGCAGAAAAACGUGGAAUGUGCUCGAGUCUACGCAGAGAACGCCAUCCGGAAAAAGAACGAAGGCCUGAACUGGCUGAGGAUGGCGUCACGAGUGGACGCCGUGGCCUCCAAAGUCCAGACCGCCGUCACCAUGAAGGCGGUGACCAAGAACAUGGGUCAGGUGACCAAAGCUCUGGACAAAGCUCUGAACUCCAUGGACCUCCAGAAGGUCUCUGCUGUCAUGGACAAGUUUGAAACCCAAGUCCAGAACCUGGACGUCCACACCUCGGUGAUGGAGGACUCGAUGAGCUCGGCGAUGACUCUGACCACCCCUCAGGAGCAGGUGGACGAUCUGAUCUACCAGAUAGCAGAAGAGAGCGGCCUGGAGGUGAUGGACCAGCUCAGCAAGCUGCCUGCUGGAGCCACGUCAGUGGUGGGAGGAGAGAGUUCACGGAGCCAGGAGAAGGAGGACGUGCUGUCCCGACGGUUGGCGGCUCUGAGGAACUAAAAUCUGUCGACGGCAGCGAGGAAGAGAACGAGUUUUAGCGUCGCCGGGAGGCUGAGCGUGUUUCUAUUGAACUGUUCCAAGCGGGAGGACUUAACGAGCCUAUUGAUUACCCCCCUCCCCCCUCCGAUCUAUAAAUACGUACGAACACACAGCCGACAGAAACACCACCUGAGAGGAGUCUCUAUGGUUCACCUUCCUGCUCCCAUCCGGCUUCCUCUGCGGUCCCUCAGCGGAUCUCCUUUUACCGUCAAAUCUGAAGCUUCAGGAUCAUAGAGAAAAAGAAAAAGCAAAUGAAGAGUUUUAAUCUAGUGAUUAUAAGGGUUUCGGUGCAGGUGGGGAUGUUUUUAUGUGUUUUUUUGUCCGUUUGAAUGGACGAAUCUGCUAAAAGGAAGGAGAAAAUGUAAAUUUAAUCGUUAGAAAUUGACACUAAAACUCCAGAUUCUCCUUCAUUUAUGGGAUUCGUCCUCACAAAGACAAUCCUUUUUGUUUCUCGGUGGCUGACGUUCGCUUCCUUUCUCCUCUCUCAUGCCUGUCUUCGUUUGUUUUUCGCUUCGAACGCCUUAUUUUGGGAUGCUUGCUGUAGGUGCUUCCUCCGCCAGUGCCUGAAGGACGCUAGUUUAGAGGAACCGUCUCUUCGUCUCCGGUGUCCGUCACAGGUGGACGUCUGUUAUCUCCCGUCUCCUUUUUGCGGUUUUGGGUGUUUGAUGUAACUGAGACCUGGUUUGGAUAUUUUGGGAAGCUCCUCCGUCUCCAUCCAGAGGAAAAGUCACUUCAGAUCAGACCAGCUGGUUCACCUUUUAAAGUUCACUUCCUGUUGAUGCAGUAGAUGGAGAGGAGCAGCGUCAGAGCCUAUUCUGAAACAAAAAAACAUAACCAGACCUCCUCAGACCCAUCUGGUUCUUCAUCUGCAGUAACUUUAUUAAUGAUUCAUCCUGCGGGCAUUUACAGAGUUCCUGGUGCUUGAAGUCCAUAGAAAAUGACAUUAAACUUUUCCAGAAUGAUUCAAAAAUGAUCCAAAACUACAGAAAACCAGUUCAGAAUGACACAAAAUUUGUCCUAAAUGACUUGAAAAUGAUCCCAAAGACACAAAAAGAUCCAAAACGACGAAAAAAGAUCCAAGUUGAUACAAAACAUGUUGAAGAUGACAAGAAAAUUGUCCAAAAUGAGUCAGAAUUCACACAAAAAUGAUCCAAAUUGACUGAAGAUUUGCAGAAUGACACAAAAUUAGUCCACAGUGGUUCAAAAAUGAUAGAAAAUGACUCAAAAUUUGUGCGAAAGAUUCGGAAAUGAUCCAAAAGUACAGGAAAUAUGUUGAAAAUGAACUGAAAGUUGUUUGAAAAUUAUCCAAAUUCUGAGGCAAUUGCCUAAAUUUAUGAAAAAAAUGGUUCUAAACAGAAACCAGAUUUAGUGUUUAGACUGAGACACCUGGAUGGAUUUAAACUGAUCUGGUGUCAGUUUUUACCAGAACUCAGAUGUGUUUCUCCUCCUAAAUGUCCUGGUUCUAUCUGCUGGACUGAUGAAGUUCUGAGGCUCAGAAAUGAUGGAAAAAGUCCAUUAAAAAGUGAUAAAUCUGGACCCUCCUCUAUGGAUGAAGGUAGAACUCUGAUCAUCGAUGAAGUUACUGCAGAUGAAGAACCAGAUGUUCUGAGGAGGUUCUGGUUGUUUGUUAGUUUUUAGUUUGAUCAGCUUGACGAGGUCGAUCCUCCACCUGUGACGGAGCAGCUUCACAUUUCCAGUUUCUCGUCUGUUUCCACACUGAGGGUUCAUUUCUACUCUGCAGCACUUUUGUUUUGUAUAUUUAUCUUGUGAGAAUAAAAUCAGUGCCCUCUGA
Molecule: messenger RNA, 2569 nt
Organism: Acanthochromis polyacanthus (spiny chromis)
Lineage: Eukaryota; Metazoa; Chordata; Actinopteri; Pomacentridae
Gene: chmp1a
Product: charged multivesicular body protein 1A
Exons: 7
Coding region: 139-738 (199 amino acids)
Biological process (GO): late endosome to vacuole transport; protein transport; endosome transport via multivesicular body sorting pathway
Cellular component (GO): multivesicular body; ESCRT III complex
Source: RefSeq, a predicted model, not a curated record